AUGACCCUCCCUCCUCUGCAAGUGUUUGUACGAGUAUACCUUCCCGUUAUUUGUUUUUAUCUUUCUAACACGUUCACGUUUUUUAUUUACGUCUUCCUUUCUUCCUUCCUCCCUUCCUUCCUUCUUUCCUCCCUUCCUUCCUUCCUUCCUUCUUUCCUUCCUCCCCCUCCCUUCCUUCCUUCCUUCCUUCCUUCCUUCCUUCCUUCCUUCCUUCAUUGCUUCCUUCCUUCUUUCCUUCCCUUCUUCCUUCCUUCCCGCGUCCUUCCUUCCUCCUUCCCUGUCCUUCCUUCCUUCCUUCCUUCCUUCCUUCCUUCCUUCCUUCCUUCCUUCCUUCCUUCAGUCCUUCCUUCCUUCCUUCCUUCCUUCCUUCCUUCCUUCCUUCCUUCCCCUCCUUUCUUCAUUCCUUCCUUCCUUCCUUCUUUCCUUCCUUCCUUCCCCUGUCCUUCCCCGUCGUUCGUUCGUUCGUUCGUUCGUUCGUUCGUUCCUUCCUUCCUUCCUUCCUUCCUUCCUUCCUUCCUUCCUUCCUUCUCCCUUUCUUCAUUCCUUCCUUCCUUCUUUCCUUCCUUCCUUCCCCCCGUCCUUCCCCCGUCCUUCCCCCCCGUCGUUCGUUCGUUCGUUCGUUCCUUCCUUCCUUCCUUCCUUUUUCAUUUCAAUAUUCUCUCCGGACCACUAAAAAAAGGCCGGCUCAACCCACCUCUAUCUCUCUCUCUAUCUAUCUAUCUAUCUAUCUAUCUAUCUAUUACAGUCUGUUCCUAUCUAUCUAUCUAUCUAUCUAUCUAUCUAUCUAUCUAUCUAUCUCAUUCUGUUGUCUUUCAUUACUAA
Messenger RNA from Acanthosepion pharaonis, 822 nucleotides. The record is from the annotation of a GenBank genome assembly. Lineage: Eukaryota; Metazoa; Mollusca; Cephalopoda; Sepiida; Sepiidae.